Messenger RNA from Cetraspora pellucida, 173 nucleotides. NCBI's taxonomy places the organism in Eukaryota, Fungi, Glomeromycota, Glomeromycetes, Diversisporales, Gigasporaceae. The record is from the annotation of a GenBank genome assembly.
UUCAUUCCAGUGGCCUGAUUAGUGGUACCUCUGAGACUCUUAACCAAAAGGUUCUUGCCUGUCUAACUACUACAACUAAGUACUACAACCUUGGUAUCUAUUUUUCUGAGCUAGCCUUUACAGUAGGAUUAUUAAAGAUCCAGCUACCUCUCUAUUCAGGUCUUUCUAAAUAG